This is a messenger RNA of Leucoraja erinaceus (little skate), 3428 nucleotides long. It is a transcript of the gene pgap1, whose product is annotated as post-GPI attachment to proteins inositol deacylase 1. The coding region runs from base 35 to 3100 and encodes 1021 amino acids. The transcript has 28 exons. The record is from RefSeq and is a predicted model, not a curated record. Gene Ontology annotation, biological process: GPI anchor metabolic process; endoplasmic reticulum to Golgi vesicle-mediated transport. Gene Ontology annotation, molecular function: phosphatidylinositol deacylase activity. Lineage: Eukaryota; Metazoa; Chordata; Chondrichthyes; Rajiformes; Rajidae. Gene Ontology annotation, cellular component: endoplasmic reticulum.
GCGUGGCGUGGCGGCGCCCACUCUGUGCUUGGUGAUGGCUGGUGGCGGCGGCUGCAGCAGGUUGUCUGGCAUCUUGCAGGGAAUCCUCUUGGCUUUUGUGGGACUCGGAGUAUGGGAUGUGUUGUUCGUGUACGAAGAAAACAAGUGCAGCAUGACCUACAUGUUCGAGUACCCAGAAUAUCUUAAAAUAAAGCUUCCAAAGAAACUUUCCAGUCACUACCCAAGUUAUGGCCUCUAUCGUUAUAAGGAGAAAAAUUCAGCUGAAACACGUAAGGAACUAAAAGCCACAGGCAUCCCUGUACUGUUUCUACCUGGAAAUGCUGGGAGUUACAAACAAGUUCGUUCCCUGGGCUCUGUUGCAUUGAGGAAAGCUGAGAAUAUACACAAUAAGUUCCACUUUGAUUUUUACAGCAUUGAUUUUAACGAGGAGCUUGUGGCACUCUACGGUGGAAGCCUUGAAAAACAAACUGAGUUUGUGCAUGCAUGUAUAAAGGUCAUUCUUAAAAGUUACAAGGGUCAAAAAGGCGCACCUAGCAAUGUUGCAAUUGUGGGCCAUUCAAUGGGUGGCAUUGUCGCGAGAGCACUAUUCACUUUACCCAACUUUAAAUCUACACUGAUCAGUCUUAUUAUAACUCAAGCUACACCUCAUGUUGCACCAGUCCUAAUACUGGACAGCUACCUCAUAGACUUUUACACCACUGUGAACAAUCACUGGAUUCUCAAUGAAGAAACGUUGAGAAACAUUACCAUCCUCUCAAUGGGAGGCGGUUUCCGAGAUUAUCAAGUCCGCUCUGGUCUGACCAUUGUACCAAGCCUCGGCCUUUACAAUAAUACUCUAAAUGUUGUGACGUCGGCGGUCCCAAGAGCAUGGGUCUCAACUGAUCAUCUCUGCAUAGUUUGGUGCAAAGAGCUGGUACUAGCCACUGUUAGAGCCUUUUUUGAUCUUGUUGAUCAUAAUACUAAUCAGAUAACAAUGGAUCUAAAGAAGAUAAUGAAAGUCCUUCACCAUCAUUUUGUCACCUAUUCAGAAAAAGAUUCUGAAGAUAAUCCAGAGACUUCUGUCUCAUUUCCAGGUUCAACUGCAACGUGGAGUGAAAUUAAUACAUACGACUGGACUUACAACUCUCCGCAGUUUUCAGCACGGUUACCCAAAGCUUCAUAUUUUAUUUUACCACUUCCAAGUGAGGAGGAACUUUACAGUAACUUAUAUUGCCGAACCACCAAUCUGGAAUCAAGUGACUGGAUCUAUGGCUGUACCUUGAUUAACCAAUCAGUUUGCCAAGAAGGCAUUGAUCUGACUGGAGAGGCAGAAUUGCUGAAAAUGUACAAGAUCGUGAACUUCAAUGUGGAAAAGUACCGUUCAUUCUCCCAUUUUGUCAUUCACGUGUCUAAGGCUCGCGUUAAUAAACAGUUCACAAUGGAAUGUGAAUACCUGACAGUAAAAUCUAGAACGAUGUCUACCCCAAUUACAAAUGUCCUGUCAUUCGGUGCCUCUGUUCACAGAGUUUUAAUCAACUCAACAGGACUGAUACAUUAUGUCAAGCUUCAGGACUUCAAUAAGAUAUAUCAGGCUUUUGAAAUCCAUGUUGAAAGUCAAUGCCAGUCUUUGCAUGGGAAGAGAGCAGAUGUAUACAGGUUUCAUGUACCAUGGUCCCAUGAAGAUUCCGUUGUGACAACAAGUGUUCCAUCUUCCACUGUGAUCUAUGCCAAACUGCACAGAGCGAGGCCUGAGAAUGAUAGCUCUGUACCAGAGUUACAGCUUCACACAACCAGAAAUUGUCAAUAUGAGAUAACUAUCAGGACAUCUUUCUGUCAAGUUCUUGGGCAGCUGUUCAGAUUCCAUGGUGUUUACUUGCCCACAUAUGUUGUUGCAAACAUAUUAUUAGUAUUUGGAAGGCAAUUAAUCCAUCUUCAUAAUGAAGGUAAUUGUUUGGACUUCACCAUUGCCUUACAUGCAGCAGCAAAACCGUACAAAGUUAUUCCAUUUGUCAAUCUUGCUGCAUUUUUGUUAAGAUAUGAAUGGUUUCAGGAUGUAUGGUCUAUUCUUAUGUUACCUGAAAAUGACAUCCUUAUUUUAAAUGAACAAGGAAUCUCCUCCUCAGCUAUUUCGAUUCUCCUCUUCUUAUUUGGCACAGCGAUUGUCCACUGGAGUGGAAUCUUCUUUAGCUUAUUACUUAAACAACUUUCUUCCUUGUGGUCACUAUUUCAGAGGCCAUCAGUUGUUAAAAAAGAAAAUGGGCUGAUAAGUCGUCAGAGUUCUUGUGUUGUGAUUUUCUUCAUCAUUAUAAUCUGGACGACCUGUGGUGCUGUUGCUCUCAUAUUUGGUUACUUCCUCUAUCUUUUAAAGGUCAUAAGCCUUCAAGCCUCAGUACAAGCGAUGAAAGGCAUUCUUAAUUUGGCACCACGAGUGGAAACUGUGGAAAAGAUUCCAACGUCUCCCAGUGUAAAGGAAGAGGAAGGAGAAGGGGAAGAGGAAGAGGAAGACACAUCUGGAACGGCUAGCGAUUCCCCAGAAGAAUCAGAUCGGCUGAACCUAGAGUGUCCAAAUUGGCUCUCACUUUCAGAUGUUGAUGAUGCAGUGGACACUCUAAAGAUUUAUAUUACAAUCCUGCAUCUACUGAACUGGAUGAUGCUAUUUAGUGCACCAUCAUUUAUUUACUGGUUGAAAAAUCUCAGGUAUGCCAGAAGACUCAAUCCUGACCCUUGCGAUAUUGUUGCAACCAUCCUUGUAUUAACGAUGGGGAUUCUCAUUAAUUCACAUUCAACGUCUGUUAAGAGAAGCAACACCAUGCUGAAAGCGCAGGUUUUUACUUUGUGUCUCACCCUCUUCCUCGUGACUUUGGUCCAUGCAAUACCCCUGGAGUCUAAGGAUGCUUGGAAAUCUUUGGAAAACCCAAGGAACAGGGAAUUGUUUUUCCGAACGCUUCAAGCUUAUUUCUCUGGCCGAGGGCUUGACGUUGGCAAGUUCUCCACCGUUUUCAGAAUGGACAACAAGAGACCAUCAUCGGCGGCGGCUUCCCACUACCCCAACCACAUCACCUCUGCCUUCUCAGACUACGAAGGACAAAAAGAUUCCUUUGCAGCUUUGUUGAAAGGAUGACUACAGCGAGACCGAAAGCUGCCACGACGCUCUGAACACUCGCCUAGAAUCAAUAGCGAUCAACUCGAUCAAAGCACUGUCCUUUUAGUGUUAGGUUCACAGUCCACUGUUUGUGUCGACUUUUACUUUUGUCGAUGCCCUUUCCACUGAAUCGCCUCCCGCGUUUUUCAUGUUUAUGUUUAGAUGGCAUUUUGCUUUCACCUGAAACCUGUCAUUCUCUUUCAAUCUGUGAUGCAAAGUUUGAUCAACCUGGUAUUUCACGGCAAUGAGGGUCGGGUUUGGAAUUGUCGUGAAAUAAGCCAGGGUAAAAUAAAUGAAUGUGUUAAAU